Molecule: messenger RNA, 1255 nt
Organism: Paramecium pentaurelia
Lineage: Eukaryota; Ciliophora; Oligohymenophorea; Peniculida; Parameciidae
Source: the annotation of a GenBank genome assembly
AAUGAAAAGUAUAUCAGGAGUGUUAGUCAUUCUCCUUUUGAGUUAGAGUGUAUUUUGCAGCCCCAAAAAGAUCAAUACAGACUUUUUGAAUUUACUUAGUUCUAAAACAAAUGUCUUAAGUUCAUAAGAUGCCAUUCAAUCAGUGCUUACUUUGCUUGAAGAUCUGUAGGGUGCUAAUGUUGAAGCUCAAGAUAAGGCAGACCUUACCUUCUAACGCUUUGAAUCAGCCAUUUUAAAGGAUAUCAAUGAGUUCUCAGGAAUUGUUAAUGUUAAUUCAAAGAGUGCUGCUGCAGCCUAAUAAGACUUAGAAGCUGUUGAGUAUUUAUAUAUCUUAAAUAACUUUAAGUCUUAAGAUCCAAUAAACAACUGAUUACUUGAAUUGGAAUAACAAGCGAUAUAAGGCAAAUGAAGUUAAACUUGAAAAUCUAGCUGAAUAACGAUGUGAAGCUAAUGCUCUUUUCAUUGAUACACUUAGAGAAUAUAAAAAUGCUCUUUCAGUUCUUGAUUGGGUCAGAAGUGAUGCUCAAAGCAAAUAAAGUACUUUUGUAGAAAAGAAUCAUAUUGGAGAUUAUGCAGAAAAAUUGAGUAAGUAUGCAAACUUGUUUGAAGAGCAAGCUGUUUAAGAUUUUGUUAAAUUAGGUGAAGAAUAAAAUUCAUUUGCAUAAACAAGUAAUUUUCAAUUUAUUAUUUUAAGGAUCCCAUGGUAAUGGAGAAUAAUUGGCUUCAUUAGUAGAAAAAGAUGUAGUUGGAAUCAUUCAAUAAUUAAUUGAAAAGUUGAGAGAAACAAUUAAAAGUUUAGAAGAAUAAGAAAUCUUAUCUGCCAAUGAUUUUGCUGAUUUCAAAACAAACUUACUUGCUGAAUAAGAAUCUCUUAAAUAAGAAUAUGAUGCUAAGGCUAAAUUCUUGAACUCACUUUAAAAUGAUAAGGAAUUGGCUUCAGAUAUAUUAACUAAGAAAAAGGAAUUAUAAGAAUAAAGCAUGAGAAUCUUAAGUUUGACAUAAGGUAAUAAUUAAUUAACAUUCUUUUUUAGAGGAAUACAAUUACAAAAAGAAAUUGUACAAUUCUGAAAAAGAGAAGAGACAUGAAGAGAAUUAAUUAUUAGAGGAAUCUCUUUUAAUUUAUAGAGAAAAGAUAGCAACAGUUAAUGAAUAUUUGAAAAAGAGAGUUAAUGAAUAUGUAGGUGAAUCCCUUAUUGAAGAACAUGCAGUUAGUAAUCAAGCACCAGUUCAAAAUAGAAAGGGAAAAUAAUGAAAA